This is a messenger RNA of Acanthoscelides obtectus, 1937 nucleotides long. Lineage: Eukaryota; Metazoa; Arthropoda; Insecta; Coleoptera; Chrysomelidae. The record is from the annotation of a GenBank genome assembly.
UUAUCAUUCUCCAAAGCCGCUGAUGCAAUUAUAUUUUCUGUCGGGUGGCAGGUUGUGCAGAGGACAACAUCUGAAAUAGAAAGUUUAUGUUAGAAAGCACACAGUGUUGCCCAACGAAAAGGUCGCACCCCCAUUUGGAGUCUCCUGGCAUUUUUUGAGAAAAACGCUCUGACACGGUAAUUUUGAUUCCUAGGAAGAUGUCUUUUCAACUAUAGCCGGACGAGGGAUGUCUUUUAAGUUUUGCAUAUGGAAAUAAAACAACACGUGAAAUCGGACAGUUACAAAAUGUUAAACCGCAUAGAGAUAAAAAUGUUAGUUAUAUAGUGGAAAAUUUUAAGAAAACGUGGGCUGUGGAAGAAUGGAAACAAACCGGGUAUUUCAAGGAAGAAGAUAUUUUGGAUAUCAACAUACACUGGUUACAGUUCGAUGCUCCUUAUGAUAUGAGUUUUUAUUUGGUGGGUACAGCAUACCUGAUAAUAUCUGUAAUUGGUGUGGCUGGAAACUUACUGGUAAUUUUUCUGUUUGCAAGAUGCAAGUCAUUGAGAACUCCAGCAAAUUAUCUUAUUGUCAAUCUGGCGGUCACCGAUGGGUUAAUGAGUCUCAAGUCAGUGGUGGUGGUUUAUAAUUGUUAUUACAAGGGACCCGCCUUUGGAGAUAUAGGAUGUCGCAUCUAUGCGUUUUUUGGUGGUCUCACGGGAACCACUUCAAUUAUAACAUUAAGUGUUAUAUCCUUCGACAGAUAUUUUGUCAUAAGGUUUCCUUUGAAACGGACUUUUUCCAAAGCACGCAUAAAAAUCUGUCUAGCUGUAGCCUGGAUAUACGGGAGCAUUUUUUCUAUCGUGCCAGCUUUGGACAUUGGAUUUGGAAAGUACGCUUAUGAAGGAUACCUAACCAGCUGCAGCUUUGACUACUUAACAGAAAACAAAAAGAUAAAAACUUUCAUCAUAAUUUUCUUUGUAGCAGCCUGGGUUGUACCUUUUGUUUUGAUAUCCUUCAGUUAUGGUAACAUUUUGAAUGUGGUAACUUCAAGAGCCUCUAUCACCAAGAAGAGCCGCGAAUCGUUCCGACAUAUGAAAGAAGAUACGAACAAACGACAAGAAGUCACAGUGGCAAAAGUGGCGUUCACCACCGUCCUUCUGUGGUUCCUGUCCUGGACCCCAUACGCCAUAGUCGCUUUGCUGGGAGUGUCUGAUCAGAAGCACGUCAUCACGCCCCUGGUAUCCAUGUUUCCAGCACUGUUCUGUAAGACGGCCAGCGUUCUGAACUCUUACGUUUACGCCUUAUCGCAUCCGAAGUUUAGGAUGGAAUUGAAGAAGAUAUGCUUUAGGCAGGGCGAUAUGAAUAGGAAGGUGGGGGAUACUAAUGCGCAGAGGAAUGUUAAGGGCGGACAUCCCAAGUUGAAACAUCAAGAUGCGGAAGACGAAGUUGAAGAGGUAAAUGUUGCGAGCGUCCAUCCUCCAAUAUCAACAGUGAAUACCGAAACAACAGAAUUGUCACAUGCCGUUGUCAGAAGUGACAGCCAGAAUAGAGGCUCCAAAGUAUUGGAAAUGGUCCUGAGGCCUGAUUUUAAAAAUAAAUCCUCUGGCAUAAGAAAGCUUGCAAGGCAGUGGUCGUCUAAAGAGAAAGAUAGAAAUAAAAGUAAAGACGACGAAAGCGAUGAGGGCGACAAAGGCGCUGAAGACGAAAGGUUUUGAAUAAAAGCGGAAUAACCUUCUCCCGUUAUAGCAUUAUAAACAUUGUAGCUUUUUAUUUUCUGUAAGUGUACAAAAUAUUUACUACCCUUAUCGAAACGGUAGCUGAACAAAUAAAGGGAAUUAUAGACCAUCAAUAAACUCCGCUUCGACUGGUACUGCAGAAAAGGCUUGAAAAGCUAUUUGCCUCAUAUUACUCUCAUCAUUAGCAGCAGCUUUUUGCUUUGGGGUCUAGUUAGUAUGUCA